CUGGUGAAAGCAUAAUCGGAGCUGUGUUGUUUGUUGUUUUGUUGGUAUAGUUUUCGCAUUUUGGCGUUGUAGUGUUGUGUAGUGAUUUCGUUAGUACUCCACAUUAAUCAUGUCUACCUGGUCAAGAGACUUGAUACUAGAAUUCAUUGAGAAAUACCGAGGUCACGAAUGCAUCUGGAAAAUAAAAAUUAAAGAGUACCACAACAGGGAAAUGAGGGAAGCAGCCUAUCAAGAAUUAUUGGAUGUUGUGAAGAAGGCGGACCCAAGAGCCACAAAGGACACUGUGGUUAAAAAAAUAAAUAAUUUAAGAAGUGCGUUUAGAAAAGAGUUGAAAAAAGUAAAAUCGUCUCAAAAAUCUGGGAUGGGAAUUGAAGAUGUAUAUAUCCCUAAAUUGUGGUAUUUCAAUGAGCUGAUCUUCUUGUUGGACCAGGAGGAGGCAAUUGAAGGAGUAUCAAACCUAGAGGGAAGUGAUCAGGUUGACAAAGUACUUCCGGGAACAGAAAAUGGUGAAUUAGUUUAUCCUCAAACCGGAACACCAGAGCGUUUACCAUCCCCAUCUGUUUCUGUCAAUUCUACAUCAGAAGGUGGACCUAUGACAGAUUCUCGUUUAAAGUCAACUGCAGUUUCUGAUAGAGCUAGGGGCUCAAAGAGGAAGAUAGAUAAGAUGUCCGAGGUGGCGUAUGCGGUCAUGAAGAGAGUAGAAGCAAAUAACGCUAACCGAGAUGAAUUUGACUCUUAUGGAGAGACAGUUGCAAUGACCUUGCGCAAGUUAAGCAAUGUCUCUGCUGCAUAUGCUAAAUUUGAGAUAAGCAAAGUUUUAUUCCAGGCUGAGUUGGGACAAUACGAACGUGGAAACUCAAACAUCCCGUCAAUGCUGACUCCUCCUAUAAACCCUGCUAUUUUACAUCAUACAUCAACAUCUGAUAACCGUUAAUAACCGUGGACCAGAAAAUGGAGAAAUAGAAGAGACAGAAGAUCAAGAAAAUACCAUA
Messenger RNA from Macrosteles quadrilineatus (aster leafhopper), 992 nucleotides. RefSeq lists its product as uncharacterized. The transcript has 2 exons. NCBI's taxonomy places the organism in Eukaryota, Metazoa, Arthropoda, Insecta, Hemiptera, Cicadellidae. The coding region runs from base 110 to 934 and encodes 274 amino acids. The record is from RefSeq and is a predicted model, not a curated record.